Molecule: messenger RNA, 694 nt
Organism: Numida meleagris (helmeted guineafowl)
Lineage: Eukaryota; Metazoa; Chordata; Aves; Galliformes; Numididae
Gene: CRIP1
Product: cysteine rich protein 1
Exons: 5
Coding region: 119-352 (77 amino acids)
Biological process (GO): intrinsic apoptotic signaling pathway in response to DNA damage; regulation of gene expression
Molecular function (GO): zinc ion binding
Source: RefSeq, a predicted model, not a curated record
GGGGCCGCACAUCUGGGCGGGCCUGGGCGGGGCCCCCGAGCAGUGACUCCGGCGGGACCGGCGCCGAGCAUCCCACAGCCGGUGCGAGCGGCGAACGGAGCCGAGCCGAGCCGACAUCAUGCCUAAGUGCCCCCGCUGCGACAAGGAGGUCUACUUCGCUGAGAAGGUGACUUCUCUGGGGAAGGACUGGCACCGGCCCUGCCUGCGGUGUGAGAAGUGUAACAAGACCCUGACGUCUGGGGGGCACGCAGAGCACGAUGGCAAGCCCUACUGCAACCACCCCUGCUAUGCUGCCUUGUUUGGACCCAAAGGAUUUGGCCGGGGAGGAGCUGAGAGCCACACGUUCAAGUAGAGCUCAGGUCUGAUGGGCAGAGCUCCCAACGCAGCCUGAAGACAGCACAAAUCCACCGCAACAGACAUGCCUUCUUGUCCUUCAUUCACUCUGUAAUCAAAUAGCACGUUAAAGCAAUAAGUAACCCAGGAUGGGGCUGGUGCAGAGAGGGGCUCCGCUCCAGAGGGAGCUGCAGUGCAGGAGGUUGGAUGCUGCUCCAUAGGAAAUUCGGCCACUGAGGGCUGCCUGGAGAGGAGACCGCACCUGGCCAGCUAAACCCAGCCCUGCUUCUGGCACCUGGCUCUGCAGCAGGGCCCACCCUUGUAUUCCCAAUCUUUAAUAAACCUUACAAACCAAUGCUUA